CUGCGCAGCCACACAGGCAUAGAGAGAGGGAAAGCACCAAAUCUCUGCAGCUGGGCGAGACGACAAACCACUGAUAUGACUUUAAAACCUCGUAAAUUUUAUUGACAACAUAAAGACUUCCCAGGACGAAGUUAAUGUCGAAAGAAGCCGACUAAACUCGUGAAGAAGGCGAUUUAAUUUAGCAGCAAUGAGUUGCAGCCCUCCAUCGGUCCAGAUGGAUGAGGUGAGGAGGAGAGCCCAGUCCCUCCUCAUCACCUCAGGCUCGGCGCAGGAUGUGAAGGCUGAUGUUCAGACCAUGGCCGGCAUGCCUCUGCCUCCGUCUGAGAAGUACCAGCACUUCACAGCGGAGGCCAUGCUGAGGGACAACACUGCAGACCGCAACAGACAGGAGGCGCUGGAAUCUCUGAGUCGACUGGUCAAGGCCUUGAGUAUCCUGGAGAAGUACGGUUGCAACCUGAUCUGUCCCGCCAGGCCCAGAUACUGGCGUAGCGUUAAGCACAAUAACCCCGUGUUCAGAUCCACAGUGGAUGCCGUCAAGGGUGGUCGACGUGUCCUCUAUCUCUACGGUUACACCAAUCAGCAGAUAGAUGGCCUCAGUUUCCCAGAGGAAGCCAGUGAACCAGAUACUGAAAAAGUUACUGCAGUGACGCUGGAGGUCAUGACCUUACGGACAGAGGUGGACAUGCUCAUUAAGGGCACACAUCCUCACCUAGAAAACUUCAAAGAUAUCAUCCCAUUUGUCAUCCAGCAGGAUAAGCUGGUGAGUGAUGCUGUGGUUAUCCUGCCUGGAGAGGAAAAGCAUGGAGACGAGCCCGAGGUUCUGUCCCCUUCCCCUAAACCCGCUCAGGUCCCUGUACAGGGACUACCUCUGAAACCGUCAACAGGCUCUCCUCCAUCGAUUCAUUGCAAUUUGUGUGGUGGCAUUGUGUCUCUGCUUUGCCCGUCGUGUGACAAUAAACCUUUCUGUGAUGCAUGCGAUGACCUCUUCCACCGUCACCCUUCUAGAGCCAAUCACAAGAGGCAGAGCACCAAACAGGAAGAGACCUGUACCAUCUGUGGUAUUUCCGCUGUGCAUGCUCAGUGCUCCACAUGUGUCCAGAAGCUGUGUCUGAAGUGUGACAAGAUCUUCCACUCUCACCCCGACCGAAAGGGGCACUCCCGAACUGUUAUUACACCAGCCAAAACAUCCAGUCCAUCUUUGUCACCUUGGGAGUGCGCUCAUUGCACUACAGUGAACGAGAUGCGAGCCGUACUCUGUACAACCUGUGAGCGGCCUCGACUCGCCACAGCUGCUUCUACUGCUCAAGAGAGCCCACUGUCAGUGCCUACAUCACCAAACACAGACUGGCAGUGUAAGAGCUGCACAGUUAUGAAUCAAGGCAGCAGCAUCCUCUGUGAGGUGUGUGAGCGCCCUCGCCUGGCCACUCGCCCGCCCGUCGCCCCGGUGCUGUCCAGCCCAGGAUCUCUGUCUGAUGCUGAAGCAAAGUGGACCUGUAAUCACUGCACUUAUGUCAACACUAAGGCCACCUCAUUGUGCGAAAUGUGCAACCUGUCAUGCAAAGACUCUGCUGGACUUAGUCUUCUGCGGUCUCACCCGCAGACUCCAUCCACCACUAAAGAUCAACCUCAGCCAGGCGGGAGGCCCCAGCCGAUACCCAGCCUUAACCUGGAGCUGACGAGACAGAAGAUGUUGAGGGAAGACGGACUUCAACUCAUCCACCAGAUAAGAGAAGCAGAGAAGCGCGGUGUCAGCCCAGAGGAGGUGUACGCCGCCGUCUGCAUGUGCGGCAGCAGCAACAUCAACCCCUGUGAUUGGCUGACGUCAGAGCUCCCGCACCUGCUGGAUGAAAUCUGCGCCAUGGCAGCCUCUGUCCAGCUAAACUACAAAGCAGGAGAUUCAGAGACACAGCCGCCCACGGUGGAGAGAGACCGAGACGAGUCAGAGCAGAGCGGUCCAGUCGUCACAGGUGAAGGUGUGAAGCUGUCCAGAGCUGAGGCCAAGCUGGCGUGGUUGGCAGUAGGAGGCGACACUGACCGGGCAGUGAAACAGCUGCUGAGAGACCGACAGAUUAAGAUGAGAGAGCUUCACUCUCUGGGCUUCAGGGACGUUUCCAGGUGUGAGGAAGCCCUGCGGCAGAGUGGCGGAGAAGUGAAGGGGGCUUUGUCUCAUCUUCAGCGCCCUGUCUUAGAGCCCUUCCACCAGCGCAUCUGGACCGAUCAGCCUGAGCCACCGAUUGAUCCCAAACAUCACGACAAACAGAGGAUGUGCCGGCGUCUGCUUGCACUGUAUGACUUGCCCAGCUGGGGGCGCUGCGAGCUCACCCUGUCGCUGCUCCAAGAUCCAGACGUCGCUUCGUCGCUGGAGGAUGUAGUGCAAGCUGUGAAAGAAUCUAACGACAGAGAUUUCAUCAGGCGUCUCCUUAAUAACGAGUGCCCCUGCUGUCUGAGUAUCUUCCCCCGCAGCAAGAUGCAGUCACUGACUUCCUGUCAGUGCUCCGUGUGCCACGAGUGCUUCGGGCAGCACUUCACCAUCGCUGUGAGAGACAAACACAUCAGAGACAUGGUGUGUCCAGUCUGCGGCGAACCGGAUAUCAAUGACCCCGAACAACUGGACAGCUACUUCUCCACACUGGACAUACAGCUGCGGGAGUGCCUGGAGCUUGACGUGUACGACCUGUUUCAUAAAAAGCUGACGGAGCACACUCUGAUGAAAGAUCCAAAGUUCUUGUGGUGCUAUCAUUGCACCACCGGGUUUAUCAAUGAAGGAGACCAGUUGAAGAUCACCUGCAUGUCUUGCAAUAAUAGUUUUUGUGCUCAGUGCAAAAAACCUUGGGAGCCUCAGCACCAGGAUCUGUCCUGCGAGCAGUUCCAGCAGUGGAAGAGGGAGAAUGACCCGGAGUACCAGAAACAGGGCCUGGCAGGCUACCUGAGAGACAAUGGCAUCACCUGUCCUCACUGCCGAUUCCCUUACGCACUGACGAAAGGCGGCUGCAUGCACUUCACCUGCUCCCAGUGCAGGUACGAGUUCUGCAGCGGCUGCAACAACCCCUACCAAAAGGCUGCGUGUAAGACGGUUGAUUGCAACUUAAAUUGUCUGCAUGCUCAUCACCCUCGAGACUGUCUCUUCUAUCUCAGAGACUGGGAGCCGCCCAGAUUGCAGGCCCUGCUGCAAAGGAGUGGUGUGGAGUUCAACACAGAUGCUCCUAAUGAAGCUCAGACUGACACUUGUGGAGUGAUGGAGCAGAAAGAUGGAGGUCAGCAGAAUGAUUUACCGUGCGGCAUCCAAACACAGCCUGGCCAAGCUGGACUCUGCGAGAAGCACUACAGGGAGUAUCUGGUCAGUCUGAUUAACGCUCACUCUCUGGACCCCGCUGUGAUCUACGACGUCCAGGAGCUGACCCGAGCCUGCCAGAGAUACCAGGUGGACAUGCAGAGAGGAGAGAACGAGGAGGAUAAAACUUACUACGAUCGACUGCUCAUGAAACUGAGGGAGGUUCCUCUUGGAGAAAAGGUUCCUCGAAAGAAAUAAAGAUAAUCAACCUGAAAUCUGCCCUCAAAACAUCCACAGAGUCGAUCAAGAGUUUAUACAACGAGGAUUUUGACCAGCUAAAGUCUUGAAUUUAAAUGAAGCGCCGUAUUCGGUUUGCAGCUCUGGCCAAUCACAAGCUGCUCUGUCCGAUAUUUAAAAAACAAAUUCCUGUAUUUGUUGUUCUGAUCUCACAGUUGAAAGUUAAUCUUUUAUGUUCAUGUUGAUCAUAAACUGAUUUUAUAGAGAGAAGAGAAGCGGUUGGAAAGGGAUUACCUGCUUCUUUGUGAUUUUCUACUCAGUUCAUCUCAGACAGUUUUGAAGAUACUGCAAGUAUAUCUGAUGUUUUCUGUCUUUAGGUCACACUGACCCUAAAAACACACUUUAAAAAGAGAAACUAAUUUAUAGUAUGAGGUUUGAAUAUUGAUCUCUUAUACCUCAAUGAAGAAAACCUUUAUUUUAAUAAACUGGGUGGAUGCUCAAAAGUUUUCAGAGAGAACCAUUUUGGAAAUGUAUGUUAAGUUUCUGUGUCAUAACAAUGGAUGGAUAUUAAAGCCUAAUAUACUAUCUGAAUAAAGUGUUUCUUUACUGAGAGUUUCUUCUAUCACAGUUUGAUCCUGUGCUGCUUUAUUUUUGAUGGAUAAAUGAGAUUAAAAUCAAACUUAAU
Messenger RNA from Scomber scombrus (Atlantic mackerel), 4193 nucleotides. RefSeq names its product E3 ubiquitin-protein ligase RNF31-like. The record is from RefSeq and is a predicted model, not a curated record. NCBI's taxonomy places the organism in Eukaryota, Metazoa, Chordata, Actinopteri, Scombriformes, Scombridae. Bases 188 to 3529 code for a protein of 1113 amino acids. Gene Ontology annotation, biological process: protein linear polyubiquitination. Gene Ontology annotation, cellular component: LUBAC complex. The transcript has 24 exons. Gene Ontology annotation, molecular function: zinc ion binding; ubiquitin protein ligase activity; linear polyubiquitin binding.